Messenger RNA from Prorocentrum cordatum, 667 nucleotides. Lineage: Eukaryota; Dinophyceae; Prorocentrales; Prorocentraceae. The record is from the annotation of a GenBank genome assembly.
GAGGUCUCCGCGGGCGUUCGCCUGCUCUCGGCCUUCGGCACCGAUGCGCUGCUCGUCCCCGAGGCCGCCCUGCCUGCGGCGGCGGCGGCCCUCGUGCGCGGCGGCCACGCGGUGUGGCCCGUCACGCGCGUGUGCAACCCCCUGCCGUGGACGGCCGCCCGCGCGCCCCCGGGCGACCCGAGCCUCUGCGCGCGCAUGGCCGGGAUCUGGAGCCUGGUCCAGCGCGAGGAGCCGCCCGGCACCAUCACGGAGGACUACGUCGAGGGGGACGCGCCGCUGCGGCUGCAGUCCCCCGGCGGCCUGUUCGUCGAGCUCCGGGCGCCGUCGCAGCCGGAGAACGGCGGCGGCGCCGCCGAGCAGCCCGAGGCCAGCUUCAGCGGCCGCUGCCGCGUCGUCCAGGAGGACGGCCACGUGAUCUGCACGCAGCUGCGGUCUGUAGACUUCCAGCCGCCGUGCGUGGAGGUGCCCCGGUGGCAGGUCACGUUCGCCACCAUGUCAAUGGAGGCGCAGAGCCACCCUGGCAAGGAGUGUCGCGAGCUGUGGGCGCGCGUGGGCAGCUCUGAGGAGCAGGGGCGCGUCGCCGCGCUCGAGCUCGAGUCCGAGUCCCCCGAGCCGAAGCUGCCCAGGGCCGGCGUGUGGCUCUUCAUCGGGCGGCGGUGGGCGAGGC